AUGCUCUCUCAUCAUCGUGGUGAUGAUGUGUUUAGAAAGAAUGUGUGGAACGCCGCCAAAAACAUACAGAGAAAAAAGCAAAUUCAGCAGCUGAAAAAAAUUCCUGGUGACGACGAAAAACAUCUCCAAAAACUUCAUCUCUCUGCGAGCAAACACGACGACGAGGACGACGAAGUAGAGAGAGAAAUGAACGUCUUGACGCAAAUAAAAAACCAACAAGACGCUUCUCUUCGAGAGAUCGAGUUAGGUCUUCCAGAAUCCGCCAGUUGGCACGCGAAAUACAAACACUCCGCGUACGUUUUCGUCGGUGGCAUUCACUCGGAAUUAACAGAAGGCGACGUGUUGGCUAUUUUAUCGCAAUACGGAGAAAUCGUGGACGUGUUCGUUCCCAGAGACGAAAAGACCGGGAAAUCGAAAGGGUUCGCCUUCGUGUGUUACUUAGAUCAGCGCUCGACGAUUAUAGCGGUGGAUAAUUUAAACGGAAGUAAAGUUUUGGGAAGAAUUUUACGAGUGGACCAUUGCGAAGACUAUCGGUUGCGAGAGGAGUUUAACAAGAAGAUUUUGAAAUGGAAGUGCUCGUUGUGCGGAGGAGAUAACUUUGAAGGAAGGGAGAGGUGCUUUAAGUGCAACGGGAACGCUCCGAAGGAAGCGUACGUGGAGGUGAAGAGAGAGGAAGAGGAAGGGGCUUCUUCGUCGUCGUCGUCUUCGGAAGACGACGACGAGAAGGAGGAGAAAGACGGAAACGAGAAACAGCGAGGAGAGGAAGAGGAGAAAGACGAGCAAACGCUCAUGAAUGAAUUGAAAAAACGAAAAGAGAUGGCGGAGAAGCGCGCGAGGGCUAUUGCAGAGGGUAAACCGUUACCCCAAGAGGAAGACGAAGACGAAAAAGAGGAUGGAAGAUCAAAGAAGAGAGCGAAGAAAGAGAAGAAGGAGAAGAAACGUUCAAAGAAAGAAAAGAAGAAAAAGAAGAAAGGAUCCUCCUCCUCGUCGUCGCUGUCCUCGCUAUCGUGA
Molecule: messenger RNA, 1011 nt
Organism: Bathycoccus prasinos
Lineage: Eukaryota; Viridiplantae; Chlorophyta; Mamiellophyceae; Mamiellales; Bathycoccaceae
Product: RNA-binding motif protein, X-linked 2
Exons: 1
Coding region: 1-1011 (336 amino acids)
Biological process (GO): mRNA splicing, via spliceosome
Cellular component (GO): catalytic step 2 spliceosome; U2 snRNP; precatalytic spliceosome
Molecular function (GO): RNA binding
Source: RefSeq, a predicted model, not a curated record